This is a messenger RNA of Histoplasma capsulatum G186AR, 912 nucleotides long. Its product is annotated as phosphotransferase enzyme family protein. Bases 1 to 912 code for a protein of 303 amino acids. Lineage: Eukaryota; Fungi; Ascomycota; Eurotiomycetes; Onygenales; Ajellomycetaceae. The transcript is spliced from 2 exons. The record is from RefSeq and is a predicted model, not a curated record.
AUGCUACCGAACCGUCCAAAUGAGGAUUUCUGGCUGUCUUCUUUCUUCAAGAAAUGGCCUCAACUCCCAUCACCAGAAGACGUCCGUGCUCAGGCUCGUGCUCAAUAUCAAGCGGGAUCUGCUCCGGACAGACGAAAGACUUUUGGGGGCACAGGCCCACAACGGAACCCACCACCCGCGUCGUUUGAAUUGAUGGGUUUGUUCGUCAAAUGGGGUGCCAACAAUAUGAAUGCUGAAGGUCAAACUCUUUAUGCAAUCCAUCACUUUUUGAAAGGGAGUGUGCCUGUCCCUGAGCUGUAUGGCUGGCGCACCGAUGGAGGUGAGGUUUUCCUUUACAUGGAGUUGGUAUGUGGGCAGACUUUGGAAAACGUCUGGGAUUCACUGAGCCCAGACGAGCGCACCAAUGUUUGUUUACAACUUCAUACUUACAUCUCCAACGUACGAUGCCUCAGGCAGGAUCCCCAAGACCUGUUUAUAGGCAACAUCAGGCGGGAACAAUUGUAUGACAGGGCUAUUGGUGAACAGUUCAUGGCAGAAGCAGGGCCUUUCCAGUCUGUCAAGGAGUUUCAUGACUGGUUCAUUUUCCUCUGCCGGCGCCCCAUGGCAGAUCCUUACUCUAUUCCGAUAGAGCCCUUUCGCGCCGAUCUUCCUGAUGAUUGUGCAAUAAGAUUCACACAUGGAGAUCUCCAUCCAAGCAAUAUCAUGGUAUCUCAGUCAGAGCCAUCGCGGGUUGUUUCAAUUUUUGACUGGGAGCAAUCAGGCUGGAUGCCAGAGUACUGGGAAGAUCGGAAAGCUCACUACACUGCAGAAUUCAAGGGUGAAUGGGCUACAAAGUAUCUGCCCAUGAUACUGCAUCAGUAUGAGAGUACAGUUGAGGCAUGGUGGUGGUAUACAUCAUCAACAGGAUGGUAG